Chilo suppressalis (striped riceborer) is the source of this 1008-nucleotide messenger RNA. The record is from the annotation of a GenBank genome assembly. NCBI's taxonomy places the organism in Eukaryota, Metazoa, Arthropoda, Insecta, Lepidoptera, Crambidae.
AUGUCGUUAGUUAAGUUAUUUUCUACAAGUUCUUCAAGAUUUGUCUCAUGCUUUAACAAAUCUUUAGUUUCAUUUUCACAGAAAGUAGAUGUCUUAUCAAAAACGGCUGUAGAAAAUUCCUCUCAUAGCAGCUGUUUGGAACAAACUAAUGAAGAUUUAUCGACUUUCACAACGUAUUUUCCAAAAACAUUUAACUUGGCCUCAUACAUCAAUAAUUCUGAAACUUUGCAAAAUCUUCUUCAUCUAGAUGUAAAUUUAAGUAAAAUAGAAAAAAAGCCACAAUUAGUAGAGAAAAUACUGAAGCUCAGCUGUGGAAAUAUAGAAAAUUUUAUUCUAUUUAUAAAAGAUUAUGUGAAUGUGGAUGAAAUUGGAACAUUCAUAACAAAAAAUCCGCUAAUACUGUAUGAAUCACUUGAAGACUUAAAUGUCAGAAUCAACUAUCUACAGUCAAAAAAAUUCUCCAGUAAUGACAUUCAAAGGAUUGUUUCAAAAAAUCCUUAUUGGCUCAUGUUCAGUACCCCCAGGAUAGAUAGAAGAUUGGGCUAUUUUCAAAAGAAGUUUAAUCUCGCUGGACAAGAAGUCAGGCAUUUAUCUACAAGGCAACCCAGACUUAUUACUUAUAAUCUUCAUCAUGUUAUGACUAAUACAUUUGUUAUCAAAGAAGAAAUGGGAUUUACAGACAGUGAACUAAAGAAACUACUCUUAAAAAAACCGAAGUUAUGGAUGAUGAAUCAACGAGCCCUUUUGGAGAGAUUUAAUUAUAUUCAUAAUGUGAUGAAGAUCCCUCACUUAGUUAUCCGUCAAAAUCCAGAGGUAUUAUUAUGUAGAAAUUACAUAGUAAAACAACGUCAUAUGUUUCUGCAAAAGCUGGGACGAGAUCAAUUUGAACCAAAGAAGGAAAAUUUUAUUCCAAUCAUGGCGUUAGCUGAGGGUACAGAUACAGAAUUUUGUAAAAAGUAUGCCAAAUGUAACAUAGAUGAUUUUAAUAUGUUUUUAAAGACAAUAUAA